Molecule: messenger RNA, 1200 nt
Organism: Fusarium oxysporum Fo47
Lineage: Eukaryota; Fungi; Ascomycota; Sordariomycetes; Hypocreales; Nectriaceae
Product: Alpha/Beta hydrolase protein
Exons: 2
Coding region: 88-1200 (370 amino acids)
Molecular function (GO): hydrolase activity
Source: RefSeq, a predicted model, not a curated record
CCGUUCAGUCUGCACAUACAAUCUAGGGCUGAAAGAGUACUUAACCUCGACUCAGUCAACCUGUGUAAUACCGUAUUGCCAUAAGCCAUGACUCUUCCAUUCUCAAAGUGGGAGAAGCUCAAGCUAGCUCUACGUCUAUCGUACGCCGCUCCCCUCGCUCUUACUUAUAUAAUACGGUCCAUCCUCAUCACGAGACGAAGAGGUCUCCCAUCACGCUUUUUCCUCGUUUGCGCCGUUAUAAAAGUGGCUCUUGGAUUCUCGCCUCGACAAAUUCAGUACUUGUCGCUAUCAACUCGAGAGACACACAAAAAAUGGAUACAACAGCGAAGUAAGGAAGCGAAGAAGUUCGGGCAUCAGCAAUAUGUCACAAGACUUGUAUAUGACCGAGAGGUUCUGGAAGACGGAAAGUCGUCGCUACUUUGGAUCGGAGAUCGAAAGCAGGCAAAGAAGGUUGUCCUGUUCUUUCAUGGCGGUGGCUUCGCGGCCCCCAUGACGACGGGACAUUUGGACUGGUGCUGGCGAGCAUAUGUCCUUGCGGGGAUUGAAAAGGGUGUUGAAGUCGCAGUGGUUGUUCUUGAGUACACCUUGAUUCCCGAGGCGAGAUACCCAGUGCAGCUCCGCCAAGCAGCAAGCGGACUGGCUCAUCUUCUACACAAAGGGAUUCAACCUCAGGACAUUGUAAUUGGAGGAGACUCUGCCGGCGGACAACUGACAGCCCAGUUACUCUGUCAUCUCCUUCAACCCCAACCAACAAUCCCAGAAAUAGUGUUGACCAAGCCCCUCGCAGGCGCCUUUCUGGUUUCUCCAUGGGUGGCCCAGUCCACCGACGAUGCAUCAUUCAGGGAGAAUUCCGCUAUCGAUAUGCUUCCAAUACCUGGCAUUGCAGCAUUUACCAAGGAACUGCUAGGCCCUGACGCCAAAUCCGCUAUCUCAGCAUUCCCACUGGAUAGGGACAAGUCCAGUUUAGUCGGAAUGGCAUCUGUCUUGAGCCAGAUGUACGUGACUGUCGGAGCACAUGAGGUCUUUCGAGACCAGGUGAUUGCUUUCAAGGAUAGAGUUCGGCUUUUGAACCCUGAUCUAAACUUGCGGUUUCAGUGCUAUCAGAACUGUGCGCAUGACUUUAUAAUACUCGAGAAACAAGAUGGAGAGUGUACUCAGGAUAUGAAGCAGUGGAUGGUUGACUUACUAGCUACAGAGUAG